AUGACUGCCUUCUCCGACGUGGCCGGAUCGCUGACCAGCAGCAAGCCGAUAAUCAACCUCCUCCGCGGGUCAGCUUUGCCCUCCUCCCCUCUGCCUUCGGAUGAAUACCCCGCUGCUAAAGAGAGAAUCUGCAUCACUGGUGGUGCUUCCCAGAAUCUUGCCUGCCUCCUACAGGUGUUCACUGAUCCAGUUUAUACUCGAAACAUAUGGAUCGUGUCGCCCAGUUAUAUGCUGGCCUUUCGCAUCUUCGAUGACAGCGGCUUUGCGAAGAAACUGCGGGCUGUACCGGAAGAUGACGAAGGCAUCGAUAUCGACUUUCUCAAGAGGGAGAUCAGCAAGAGUGAGGAGAGCGCGCAGGACGAAGGGAACGACGCACCUCAAUUCAAAAAAGAUCGGCCAUGGGGCAAGAUCUACAAACACGUCAUCUACGCCGUACCCACCUUCUCCAACCCGUCUUCCAAGACCAUGAGCCUGCGAAGACGAGAAGACUUGGUUAGGGUCGCUAGAGAGUACGAUGCGCUCAUCAUCACAGAUGACGUGUACGACUUCCUUCAAUGGUCCUCGAAUCCGAACCCAUGCCAGCCAUCUCUCGAACAUGCCAUUCUGCCCCGCGUUGUCGACGUCGACAGGUAUCUUGAUGGGGGCGCUGAGAGAGAUGGAGCCGAUGGCUUCGGAAACGCGGCUUCCAAUGGCAGUUUCUCCAAGAUCUGUGGGCCUGGGUUGAGGACUGGGUGGGUUGAAGGGACGGAGAAGCUUGCGCAUGGAAUAUCGCAAACAGGCUCGAGUAGGUCGGGCGGUGCGCCCUCGCAGCUUUCGGCCACCAUUGUGGCCGAGACACUGGAGACGGGCGAACUGCAGCGUCACGUCUACGAGACGCUCCAACCCAGCUACGGGCAGCGGUACCACACCAUGAUAGCCGCCAUCCAUGAGCACCUGGUUCCACUAGGGGUACGGCUCCCACAAGCGGAUCGCGACAUGGUGGGCGGUUAUUUCAUCUGGCUGACGCUUCCUGGGUCUGUCAGAGGGCAAGUGGUAGCGCAACGUGCACGCGAGGAGGAGAAUGUGAUUGUGGCACCGGGUAACAGUAGGUCAUGUCGUCGUCGGAAUGCCUUGAGGGUGUGUUUUGCUUGGGAGGAAGAGCGGAUGCUGGCAGAGGGUAUCGAGCGGCUCGCCAGCGUCAUUCGCUCUCUCUUGGAGGAGGAGCAGCAGCAGCAGCGGGGAGACGAAUCGGCGCAACGUCGCACAGGGCACGAGGACCAGAACCAGGAAGACUUCUGGUAG
Molecule: messenger RNA, 1281 nt
Organism: Westerdykella ornata
Lineage: Eukaryota; Fungi; Ascomycota; Dothideomycetes; Pleosporales; Sporormiaceae
Product: PLP-dependent transferase
Exons: 6
Coding region: 1-1281 (426 amino acids)
Biological process (GO): biosynthetic process
Molecular function (GO): pyridoxal phosphate binding; L-2-aminoadipate:2-oxoglutarate transaminase activity
Source: RefSeq, a predicted model, not a curated record